Fomitopsis serialis is the source of this 2241-nucleotide messenger RNA. RefSeq lists its product as uncharacterized. The record is from RefSeq and is a predicted model, not a curated record. Gene Ontology annotation, molecular function: protein binding. Lineage: Eukaryota; Fungi; Basidiomycota; Agaricomycetes; Polyporales; Fomitopsidaceae. Bases 254 to 2170 code for a protein of 638 amino acids. The transcript has 16 exons.
AUCGACUUUCGUCGCCGAUCGACAGUUUAUGUCUUGGUUUCGAGCAUUCUUCUCAGUAGCGGGACUCGCUGCACUAUAGUACACAAUGGCGAAGAAGAAACCUGGAAAAGACGUGAACAAGGCUGCUGCAAAAGCGGCCAAGAAGGCGAAGGCAGUACAGAAGGUCGAGCGGAAGGAGAAGAAGAAAGUCGGCAAGUCGAGGGAGGAGGUGGACGAUGAUGAUCAGGACCUGGAGGGAAUCCUGGACAAGUAGAUGCGAAGAGAAUGGGAGGAGGCGCACAAAGUCACCCAGGAGCUCGUAGAGGGUCCUCCCAGCCGACGAGCGAACGCAACAUUUACUCCGUGCCCCAAUGGGGACCACCUCUGGGCGAUCGGUGGUGAGUUCUUUAGCGACGAUGGUAAAGCGUACUUCUACAACGACGUUUUUAGGUAUUCUCCAGAAAAGGAUGAAUGGCGCAAAUUCGUUUCGCCAACUUGUCCGGGACCUAGAUCAGCGCAUGCUGUCGUUGCCUCUCCGGCUGGAGGAGGAAAGUUAUACCUAUUCGGCGGUGAAUUCUCGUCUUUGUACCAGAACUCUUUCCACCACUACCGGGACUUCUGGUGCUUUGACAUCUCCACGCAUAUUUGGGACCGUAUCGAGACCAAGAAGAAACCAACCGCUCGCUCCGGGCAUAGAAUGGCAAUGUGGAAGCAUUAUGUCGUGCUGUUCGGAGGGUUCUAUGACCCAGGGAUCAAGACUAAUUACUUGAAUGACUUGUGGCUAUUUGAUACCCAGGAAUACAAUUGGCGUCAGGUUGAGUUCAAGGAUGCGGAACGCAAACCCUCUCCCCGAAGUGGUUUCUCCUUCCUUCCCGCCCCAGAUGGCAUAUUGUUGCAUGGCGGAUACUGUAAGGAGUAUCCAAAAGGCAGCCGACCGAUAGGUAUCAUGCUGGAUGAUACAUGGUUCCUCAGAAUCACAAUGAACGAAGUGAAAGACGGAAAGCCACCAGCAGAGCCUCUCACUCUCAAGUGGGAGAAGCGAAAACGAGCGUCGACGGCAUUCGCACCGUCUUUACGCUCCGGGUGUACGAUGGCUCUGUGGGCGACGAAGAAUACGGGCAUCCUCUUCGGUGGUGUCACGGACGAGGAUACGAGCGAGGAAACACUAGAGAGCGUGUUUCACAACGACUUGUUUGGCUAUCAGAUCGCCGGGAAUGGGCGGUGGGUAUCCAUGAUGCUCAAGAAGCCGAAGAAGAAAGGUGGUGGUGGCGCGAAGAAACAGAAGCCCGCCGCCGCAACAAGUCGACUUCAGGACGAUCUCGAGGGCGAAGGUGAUCUCGACAGUGAUACGGAGAACGGCAACGAUGGCGAAUCACAAGAUGCCCUGAGGAGGAAGAAGUCCUCCGCACCUAAGAACCGCACUUUGCCCGCCGAAGAUGACGUGGAUCCAGAUGACCCAGAACUCUCAAGACCGAUGCCUCGGUAUAAUGCGAUGCUCGCGGUUCAACGCAACACGCUGUACAUUUAUGGUGGUAUCUUCGAGCGAGGGUCCCGGGAGUAUACUCUGGAUGAUUUCCAUUCUCUGCAGCUAGACAAGCUCGACCGCUACACUUGCUUGAAGCGCAGCGACGUCACCAUUGCCACAGAUGGUGACGACGAGAGCAGUGAUGAGGACGAUGACGAGAGCGAUGGCGACGAUGACGACGACGGCGACGGCGACGAUGACGAUGAGCAAACAGUUGUGGACGUAGACGAACCCAUCGAGGAAACACAGAAGAUGGAGAAGGAGCCGGACGCAGACAUCGUAGAGAAAACGGCGAAGCUGACACAGGAAGAAAAGGAUGCCUUGCGUUCGAAAGCGACUGAAUUCAUGGGUGUGGCGAAGGAUAACACACGGUCAGCGGAAGACGUUAUAAGCACCCCGCUUCCGGGCGAAACACUGACGAUGUUCUACGCUCGUUCGCGCGACUACUGGGCACAGAAAGCAUAUGGGAGCAGCGCUGAUAACCGCGGCAAGCAACUCCGCAGAGUUGGAUUUACGCUGGCCGAGGAGCGAUACGCUGCAUACGAACCUAUACUCAAGGAGGUGGAAAAGAUCCUCGCAGAGGCUGGCUUAGACGAAGAAGACAUGCGAAACGGCGCCGCAGCUGGGCCAGCCGGUUCCAGUGGUCAAAGUCGGAAUCGGCGGUAACCUCAGACCAAGAAUACGUCCGUUAUCUCCAAAACUCGAUGCGAUACAAGGCUUUAUGUUGUACAUUCGUC